Ciona intestinalis (vase tunicate) is the source of this 1489-nucleotide messenger RNA. Lineage: Eukaryota; Metazoa; Chordata; Ascidiacea; Phlebobranchia; Cionidae. The record is from RefSeq.
CGAAACGUAAGCUUUUAAUCUAUUUAUUAAUCUCUUGAUACAUUGGAAGUAUGGGACUUUGUAAAUGUCCGAAACGAAAAGUGACCAACUUAUUCUGCUUCGAACACCGAGUGAAUGUGUGUGAAUAUUGUUUGAUUGACAACCAUCCGAGGUGCAUUAUCCAGUCCUACCUAAAUUGGCUUAAAGACAGCGACUACAUUCCCAACUGCCAACUUUGUGAUGGCAGUUUAUUGGAAGGAGAAGUUGUUCGAUUGUUGUGUUAUGAUGUUUUCCACAUUAGUUGCUUAGAAAAACACUUUCGCAAUCUCCCUUUAAACACUGCACCAGCUGGUUAUCGAUGUCCAGCAUGUGAAACUAAAAUAUUCCCAGCUCCAAACCAAGCAGGGAAAGUGGUUGAUAAAUUAAAAGAAGUUCUUUCAAAAUAUAACUGGGCAAGAGUUGGGCUAUGCUUGCCAUUGAUUGAUGAAUCAGAGAUGACAAAGUUUAACGAAAGUGAAAUAAUUGAAGAUAUGGAAGAUGAUACUUUACAUGGCUCCAUUAUACCAACACAUACUACAGACACUACUUCUGUUUCAUUUAACACAACCACCACAAACAUAAACACAAGUGACAACCAUACUACGUAUAUAAGGCAAGACUAUCGGCAGUCGAAUAAUAACGAUCGUAACUCGAUAAAUGAAGCGUUUUCGCCACCAUUACAUCAAAACAAGUCAAAAAUAAAAGACAAUCCAACAAUAUUAUCCAUGGAGGAAAAUCUUCCAUCCAACACGGACUUCAAAGCUGUUCCAAGGAAGAUUCUCGGAGCAUCUUCUUAUCAUCCGUUUGGAGGACAAUCCUUGGAUGGGAGUGAUCCGGAUGGUGUGGAUAAAUACAAAAGAAGAUCAGCGUUAAGUUGGCUUAAAAGAUGGCUCAGGUCACGAAUGUUAAGAAGCCGACAUGACACGCGACUGAUGCCACGCAAAGCCGCCGUCAUAUUUUUCAUCAUUUUCCUUGCCUUGCUCACGUUUAUUGUCUUUGCAACUAAAGUGGGGCGGGGUAACAACGACGACCCCAGCUUUGACCCCAUGCAUAACCCCAACAUUCACGUUGCAAGGCACGUGGGUGAGCUACAAGACCCACUAAUUGGGGGGGAUCCAUUACAAGCCAUGCAACCAGCAGCUGGGGGCAGAUAAAGACACCUUGCCAUAAUAUGCCGCAAUCGAAUCAGUGUAUUUUAUUUUUGUUCACUUUGUAUUUAUACGUGAUGUACAUUGCAUUUACUGAAGUUAUGUUGGAAAUUUUUAUCUUUUUACAUGCAUACCAACCUGUAUGAUUAGUUCUACACAUGAGCUACAGUCCUAUGAUGUUUAUAUAUUGUAUCCUUGUUGUUUUAUCAAAGAAUAUAAGUGGUGCAAUGUAUAUUUGUUCUUUUUUCACCAAGCCCUCAACGGCUCAACAGCAAUUUCUUAAAAUCCGAUGCAUGUUUGUCCGGUACCAAUCAUUAUCAGUU